AAAUCACGGCCUACCACGCGCUGGUUUAGAAGAGAUGUGCCCGUGCCUGCGGUAGAGCUCAGCCGUUGAAUUAAAACUCAAAAACCGUUGGCUGUCUUCUUCAUCGCCAGGAUGGAGAGAGAGAGAGGAUUCAACUUCAAGCUGUUGGUGCCUCCUAGAGUCAACCCAAUCCCAGGACAGGUUUCUACUGUCAAACCACAGGAAAUAGUGGAGGAUGGGGGAUGUUUCAUGCAAACUUUGCAGCAGGGUUAUAAUAAAUGUUUGGACAAAGAGUCAAACAUGCCUUUUCCCUCUAUGAAUACGGUUGUGCCAACAAAACCCACCAGAUCAGAUGUAUUCAAGAUGAAAGUUGUGCCACCAAUGGAAAAUGAAGAAACCAAUUGCAAACCCAGUCAGCUGUAUUCAAAACUGUUUGAAGAAGUUCAGAAAGUAAAAUAUUGGAAAGUCAAAGUGGACUCAGAGGCUGUGCAAAAAGACAGGAAGCUGCAAGAAAACAAAAGAACAAUUGAAACCCAACGUAAAGCCAUUCAAGAAUUGCAGUUCGGAAAUGAAAGCCUCAGCAUAAAACUAGAGGAUCAGAUCAGUGAGAAUGAUGAUCUUCAGAACAAAAACAAUGCAACACGGAACCUAUGUAAUAUACUAAAGGAUACGUUUGAAAGAUCAGCUGAGAAAAUCCAUCUAUUUGAAUCUGAAAGAGAGGAAACCCAUCACUUGUUCAUGGAAAACAGUGAAACUAUUCAGAGGAUGAAUGCUGCCUUUGAAAGUCUACGUAUUCAAGCAGAAACUGACCGCCAUGAAAUGCUGAAAGUCAAAGAGGAUUUGGAAGAAUUUGCCGUUUUAAAGGAGAAGUUUGAGAAAGAAUUCAGUAAGAAAGAAGAAGAGGUUGUGAUACUUCAGAUGAAAAUGAAGGACAAAGAAAAAGAACUUCAGACCAUCCUGCUCAACCUCCAUGAAACACAAGAGAGUUGCAAACGGUUACAACAGGCAGCACAACAACACCAGGAAGCCCUUCAAUGUUCCAAACAAGAACAAGAAUCUUUGUUAGAAAGUCUGCAAAGUGCAGAACAGCUCAAUGAAGAAUGUGAGGAAAGUAGAAAAGCUAUUGCUACAGCAUUAGAGAGCAACAAAGAGGAGAAUGCAAAGGUCAUUGCCAAGAAAGACUCAAGCUUGGAAGAGCUCAACAAAAUAAAAGAUCAACAAGCAGACAAGCUUGUACAGAUUCAGGCCACAGCCCAGGAAUUUCAGACAUCAUUAACAGUUGAGAUACAGAGGGCAAAAGAACUUGAACUGAAGCUUACGGCAGUCACAGAGGAACUUGACAGGAAAAACCUUGAAUUAGGAGAGAUCAAAGAACAGAAAGAAAAGAAAGACAGCCAGCUACAAAUCCUUGAAGAUGAAUUGGAUGUCAAAAAUAAAUCCAUACAGUCACUAGAGGAAACAAUUAAAGUUGUGGAGACCAGAACAUCAGAACUCACCACAGAGCUUGAGGGGAAACAUGCUGAAAUUCACCAAGUUAAGAAUAAAGUGGAAACCAUGUCUGCUGAAAACAUUUUACUGGAAAAGGCUCUUGGAAAUGCUGAAACAAUGCAAAACGACUUGAAAGAAAAAGCCAAUAUGACUGAGAGGAAAAUAAAAGAGAUUGAGGGGCAGUUAUCUGCUGCAAUGAGAAGAGAUGAAAAAUCCAUCAAGGAGAAAGAGAAUCUAAAGACAGACAUUGUACAGCAUGAGGUGAAGUAUAAGGAGCUAUUAGCAAGUUUCAAUCAGCUGCAGCUUGAGAAGAAGACUAUUCUGGAGCAGAUUCAGAAUGAAUCCUCAGAGGCAAACAUUCUGGUAGCACAACUGAAGGAGAGCGAGGCAAAAGAGAUGAAGAUGAAGAAGGAAAUUGAAAGACUCCAAGAGGAAAACCACCAAUUACGAGAGGAAUUGAAAUCCUUAAAUGCCAAAGUUGAAGAGCAAGGCCAAGACACUGAGAAUCUGCAGAAGAAACUUGAAGAAAGGUGUGGAGAUCUGCAGGCUGAGCUCUCAAAGAAAGAUAAACAAAUGAAAGCAGUGGAGUCAAAGCUGUCCAACCUGAAGAUAAAAUUAGAGAGUAAAACUAAAGUCCAGGACGAAUACCAAAAAGAGAACAAAACGUUGAAGAAACAAAUUGCAAUUGAGACAGCAAAAUCCAGUGAACUUGAAAAUGAGAUAAACAAAUUGAAAGAGGAGUCAGAAAAUGUUCAACGAUCAAAUGAAGAGGAAUGUAAAAGUUUGCUUGAUGACCUUGGAACCAAAUCAACAUCUGAGGCAGAGCUUCAGAAAAAGGUGCAAAAGCUACAUCUUGCAGCAACAGAUGCCGUCAAGAGUAAGGAAGAUACUGAAAUCAAAUGUCAGAACAAGAUAGCAGACAUGGUUGCCUUGAUGGAAAAGCACAAGAACCAGUAUGACAAAAUGGUUGACGAGAAAGAUGCAGAGCUUGAUGAGAAGAAGAGGAAAGACAAGGAGGCAACUGCUAAUAGAACAUCACUGGAAUUGGCGCUGUCACAGCAGAAGAUUGAGAAUGACCGUUUGAAGGAACAACUAAAGAAAGAAAUGAACGAGAGGGAAAGCUUACUACAAGAGAUUACAGACCUGAAAAAAGAAAAGAAAAUGAGCAGGCAGCUUGAGACACAGGAUGAACAGCUGCCUGAGCCAAAGUCCAAAGAAGUUAGGUGUUCUGAAACCCCCAAAAUGUCCUCCUCCGCCAAGAUGCCUGUGUUCCGUUUGGCAAAAGACAGUCAGAGAAAGACAAAAACUCUGAAAGCCUCUGUAACCCCAUCCCAAACCUCAGAGAAAAUAGUUGUUGUGACUCCAAACAUUAAUGAAAUGGAAAACGAAGCCCCAAAAACUCCAUCUUGGAGCUCCAUGACUAGAGUUGCAGCAACACCACGAAUGAAGGAAACCGAAGCUCUCAGAACUCCAUCUUGGAGCUCCACCAGUAUAGUUAGUGCAACACCACGGAUAAAGUCUUACAGAAUCAGAACUCCUCCAUCCACUGGGAAGUCUGUGCCCUGGGGGAAAAGCACCCUGGAGCUUGACCCCAAGUCUGACAGCUCGGAACAUAAUGAUUUAUUGAGCAUUGCAGUUGCAACUGAUCCAUUCAAGAGCCGCCUGCAGCCAAGUGUCCCAGCAGCACAGAAUCAAAAAGUGGACAUAUUCAGGAAGAUCCAGAGCCCUGCCAUUCAGAAAUCACCUGGGAGUACUUUAAAGCUCGCUGCAAUGAAAAGGAUGCGGGAUGCUGGUUGGACAUCUGUCACUGGUGCUGAAAAGAAGAAGAAAAAAACAGUUGAAAAGAUCUUUUCAUAAGAAGCAAGUGCUGUGCUUUUCAAGAUAGACUGUUUUCUGUGUGUCUGACAAAUCUGAAAACGGUCUAUGCUAUUUUCAUUACACCACUGCUCUCAAGUUCAUUCAUGUCUAUAGUUGUCUGAUGCUGGGAAAGCUGUUGACCGAAAUAGGAAUUUCAAAUGCAAGUCAAACAAAUUUGAAAUGAACCAAGUAUGUUAUAUUGUUUUGUUGUUACUGUUUAGCAACUUUACUCACAUUAUUCAUGGCAAAAUAUGUCAAAUGCUUGUUUUGCGCAAACUUGCCUCCUUUGAGUCUAUCAGCAUGAAUAAGUUAAUGUUUUUAUGAAAUUGAAUUUAUUUGUUUGUAACAUUAUUAAUUUUGCUUGUGAGGUUUUUAUGAACCUAUACACUAUAUAUACAAAUGUAUGUGGACACCCCUUCAAAUUAGUAGAUUUGGCUACCGCCAAGUGCUGAAGCGCGUAAAAAUUGCCUGUCCUCGUU
Messenger RNA from Salmo salar (Atlantic salmon), 3803 nucleotides. NCBI's taxonomy places the organism in Eukaryota, Metazoa, Chordata, Actinopteri, Salmoniformes, Salmonidae. The record is from RefSeq and is a predicted model, not a curated record.